GCAGAGCGAGAGCGAUUGUGUGCCCCACCCCUACCAACCCCCUCAGCCGACACCGAUGAGAGCUCUGCUCGUUUCGGCCCUUGCCGUCGGCGCCAGAGCCCAUGGGCACAUGACGAUGCCGGCGCCUCGGCCGACUGCGUGGGUGAGCGAGUUUGUCGGCGUGCACCCGCAGCUGUACAGCACAAACACGACCCACAUCUACCGGCAGCCCACGCACACCGUGCAAAACGGCCCAUCCUUCCACUACAACGAGGCUUCGUUCCGGUGCCACGAUUUUGCCGCCGUGAGUCCCUCGACGACCAUCACGGCAGGCGGCGGACUCGAGGUGGAGUGGAAGCUCGAGGCGCGGCAUCCGGGAGAUUGCGCGCUGUACAUCUCCUACGACGCCGACAAGGACCGACCCGUCACCUGGAUCAAGCUCUACGACUUUGUGGGUUGUAUGGACCAGGCCAGCCUGGCUGACUACCUCCAAGACGACAGCUGGACUGACCCGCUCGAGGUGAAUCGGUACACGAUCGCCCUCCCGAGCUGGCUGCCUUCCAGCGACCACGCCGUUCUACGCUGGGAGUGGAUCGCGGUCCAGGCUCUCGCCAACAUCGAGCUCUACGUCACGUGCGCCGACGUGCGAGUCGUGGGAACUGACGAGCCGGUCGAGGCGUUUCUCGACAAGGUCAGCCCAAAGGUGCAGGUCGUCACGAACGCCGAGCACCUGCCAAAAACGGGCUAUCGCAACGCCUACAACAAGCAGAAGGGCGCGCACUUGGCGGCGUGGGCCGACGCGAGCCCGUACUCGCUCAGCCUCGACCGCGUGGAGACGGUGCUGGAUGUCCUGACCACGCUCGAGACCUACGUGGACGGCUCGUUGACUGCGCGCGUCGUGCACAGCUCUGGCGGCGCUGCGGGCGGCGUCGUCUCGGAAGGUCAGGGCUACGGGCUGCUUCUCGUGGGCAGCCUGGUCGCUGCGAUGCCGCGCUCGAGCGCCGAUCGGGCGGAGCUGCUGUCAGCGGGCUACGAGCUCUUUCGCGGCUGGCGGCUGAUGUGCGAGCGCACCGUCGCCGACUCGUGCCAGGCUAGCCACUUCUGCGGGGAGGACGAGUCGCAUGAGUGCCUCCCCUCGUGGAAGUUCGACGACGCGGUGACCGCGGAGGCGGGGACCGGCUCGGCGCCCGAUGGCGACGAGGAUGCGAUCCUUGGGAUGCUGCUGCUGGUCCUCGGCACGCAAGGCGACGACCCUCGCCCGUCAUGGUGGGACGAGGUUGCGCGGUGGACGUAUCAGAGCUGCAGGGCCUUCCUCCACCACCUCUCGGACGACCACCCGUCGCUCAAGGCCUCCAACGGGCAGCCGUUGCGUGCUCUCAAGCUCGGCUCCUGCUGGGGCGGCUGGGACUGCAGCAACCCGUCGUACCACGCGCCGGCACACUACCGGGCAUUCCGCGAUUACAUGGCGGCCUUCGCCCCCGACUUUGGCUCGAGCGCGUCGGAAGGGUCCGAACUAGCCCCGACCUGGGAUGCUCUCAUCGAGACGAGCCAGCUCAUCCUUGACGAGGCGCAGUGCGACGCCACCGGGCUAAUUCCCAAUUGGUGGGUGCCGUCCGAAGGCACCAGCAGCAUUGGCCAGCCGGGAACCCCGGGUUGCUCCGGCAGCGGCACCCCUGGAGCCGAGUUUGGCUCGGAGGCGGCCCGAACCGCGUGGCGUGUGGGGCUCGCGGCGCUCUGGUACGACGACGCAGCGGCGAUCGCGUGGUCCCAGAAGAUGGCGCUUCACGUGGAGGUGACGCUCGAGACGGACGGCUCGCUCGACACCGGGUGCCAAGUCGAUAGCAUCCACCCGGGCUGGCAGUCGAACGGCUUCAUGGUGGGUCCGAUCGCUACCAGCCUGAUGAUUGGCCACGUAGCUAGCGGCCUCGCCGAUCCUGAACAGCAGACGGCCCUCAACAACUUGGCCGCAACAAUCCAGACAAUUCUGCCGCCGUCGCCAUCGCCACCUGCGGGCUCCGAGCCACCUAGUCCCGCUCCACCGCCACCGCUAGUGCCGCAGCCAGAUGAAUACCAGGACCUGUUCACUUGCAUCGCGGGCUGCUUUGUCGAGAGCGGCUUUUUGGAGGAGUCCGGCAACGCGAACGUCGAUAGCGUCAUCGCAGCACUAGCUGCCGCUGGAGUGGAUCUGCAGGGGCUGACUGCGGGGGAGGAGGACUCGACGGAUACGGAGCCCACGAUCUCGAGGGCUGCUGCCAUCGUCCUGGCCGCGGCCGGCGGGUUCGCCGUUGGCAUCCUCUCUGCGCUGCUGGCGCUCUCCCUAGCUCGCAAGCUGUGUCCCCCGGCCGAGGCUGCUACUCGCAAGACCACGAGCUUCGACAAGACGGGGACGCGUGUGGCGGGGCAUGUGUGACCUCUCUUUCAGGGGCCGAAAGAGAGGUGUGUACGUGAGCGGAGAGUCCAUGCGCGCGCAGCGCGCGGGGCAUACCGGCUUGUACGCGUGCGGGCCGGAGCUGCAGGCCCGCCCGGAGUGCCGGAGAGAGCGAGACAGUCCAAGGGGAGUGAGAGAGAGCGAGACCGAGACGGCAGACGCGCGACGGGGUCGUGUACCGUCGGGUCUCUAUUUUAAAAUGAGGUAAACAGCAA
Messenger RNA from Emiliania huxleyi CCMP1516, 2622 nucleotides. RefSeq lists its product as hypothetical. The coding region runs from base 56 to 2389 and encodes 777 amino acids. Gene Ontology annotation, molecular function: hydrolase activity, hydrolyzing O-glycosyl compounds. Lineage: Eukaryota; Haptophyta; Isochrysidales; Noelaerhabdaceae. The transcript has 3 exons. The record is from RefSeq and is a predicted model, not a curated record. Gene Ontology annotation, biological process: carbohydrate metabolic process.